Messenger RNA from Ostertagia ostertagi, 777 nucleotides. NCBI's taxonomy places the organism in Eukaryota, Metazoa, Nematoda, Chromadorea, Rhabditida, Trichostrongylidae. The record is from the annotation of a GenBank genome assembly.
AUGUUCCAGAUGACACUUUCAGAAAUUUCGUACGGUACGAAAAAGGCUCAUAAAGGAGACGAUCCUGUCACCAGUAGGAAUCUGGUAGAGGAUAAGACAAUCGAAGCAACGUCGUCCACAACGCUACCGGAUGAGCAGCCAGCACGGCGGCUGCUGCUUCAUCUGCCUCUCAACGUAUUGGCAUCGCAAUCUGCACAACGAAAAGAUGAAAGAAAAACUCAAGGUGAUGAGUGCAUUAUGCACUCGACGUCUUCCGUUUGCUUUGCGAAUGUGCUGUUCAAGAACGCGCAUUUUUGCGGGCAUGUAUGUCACAGUUGGCUGAAUCGUUCGAAGCGUGCGCUGGUGCUCACUAGCAACGGAGUGACCAGGAAGGCAGAAAUCACUGACUAUGAAUUAGUGCAGAAAGAAGCGCUACGUCUUGAAGAGAUGCUUGACGGAUUGAUAGACGGCAUGAAGCGACGAGCACAAAUCACUGAGAAUAAGGAACAUCUGUUGGUAUUCGCCCGGAAGAGCGGCGGUCGAAAGAAACGAGUCACAUGGUUGCCCAGCAGUCAGCAAAAAAUCCGUGGCACAUGGUUUGGCUUGGCCCAGAGUCUCAUCGAGCAGUACUCGGUGAAUCUUGAAUUGGAAGACGUGCAUGAGCGUGAGAUGCGAGUUAUCAUCUGGAAAACACUUCUUCAUAUUCGCCUUAUUGCACCAUCUGAUCGAAUACAGCACAUCAAAUCCAGACCGAGGAGAUUAGAACAUCCUGAAACUCAUCGACUAGCUUCUCACUAA